UUUGUUUGGGUCGAAUGUAACACUCAGUUCACUCAGAGCAAUAAACUAAAGGUAAAGUUAUCGAAAAUGGUCGGAGAGAAAAGAACAUCUGUCUACAGGAAGAAAAAAAAGAGAAAUUUUUCUGGAAGGCGAAAACAGAAGAAGAGUUAAGAAGAAACCGCUGCUAUUGUUGACUCCUCAACUCCGAGCACCUCCUGGGAUGAAAAUCAGCUCUCCGACUUGGACUCUAAAGAAACUGUUGGUUCCUCCAGAAAGAAAAUAAAAUAUGUCGACGAGGAGCUUCUUUUAGACAGCUCUGAUGAUGAGUUUACCUUCAAUACCGAGGAAAGCGAGGGAUAUAGAUUUAUGGAUGUGAAAAAUUUAUCCAAGGCGAUCUCAAACGCGCACGUGUGUGAGAAAGGCAACUUAACUUUUGAGGAAGAUAAGAGUGCAAGAGCAGGGCUGAUGUCAGUUUUCCUAAUGAGUGUGUCAACUCUAUGGUAUGGGUACGGUGUCCUAAACAUAAGCACCAUUGUGUUAAAGUAGUUUGGUGUACCGCAGCAUCAGCAAUCUAUUAUUACCAUAGUGGAGCUUCUUGUAGGGUGAAAAUUAUGGAGAGGCUAUCUAUCCGUGGAGAUGUAUGCACAAGAGAGGCAGCACAUGCAAAAGAUAGUAAACGAUUGACCAAGUCUGAUUUGCAGGUUACGCAGAAGGAAAAAAGACGGCGUCAAGGGGAACAACUUCUGCGAACUCAUCGAGAGGAAACCCUUCGAGAAGCUGAAGGGGUAACCUAUGAACCAGGAGGCUUUUAGACACUCCUGUGGACAAAAUAUGAACACUUGGACCACUAUAGUGGUUACAUAUUUGAAAAAAAUUAAUUCUGAUUGCUAUCCGCAAGUUUAAAGGCUAUUUUCUCAUUAGGCAAUAAUUUUGUCUUCAAGAAAAAAUAUCUUGAGAACAAUGUAUCCGAUUGAUUUGCAAUUUUCAGUGUUCCUCUCGAUAAGUUUGGUGUUAUAUGUAGAGCAAUUUUCCAUAUGAUAUAUGUAAUUAAAGUUAUGACGUGAAACAUCCCUUCAAUUUCCCAUGUCAAAUUUAAUCGCUCAUCAUUUGAAAUGUUUUCAACAUACCAGAAAUCCUUCUGCUCAUAACAAUAAGCAACAUGUCUUCUUUGAAUUGAUACUAAAAACAUUAUUUUUUAGUAGUGCCAGAAGGAGUUAUCUUAUCUUAAGUAACCCUUGGUCGAACCCAGCAGGUGGCACAAUUAAAUGAGUGAUAUCCUAUUACAAUUGACAUGUGGAGCGUGAAAUUUUUUUUUCAUGAUCUUCAAGUCACAAGCUUUCCAGAGAUAUAUAGUUUCCUUAGGUUUUCAACUAAAUCCUAACUAUGAAAAAUGAUGAAAAAAAUGGGCAUUUUUUAGGUUUACCCCCACCAUAAUUAUCUCGCAAAUACUGUCGAGCCGCUUCAAUCAUCGUGGACAAACGGAAAACGAUUUGCAUACGUAAGCAACGUGCGACGACAAAGUGUCAGUCUCUACAAAUUUUCAAGACUGAUUGUUACAUAAGGGUUCUUUGGUGAAUUGUUGCCUUAAAGAACAAAGUUCUUCUCUUAAAAUUGGCGUAGAAGCAGACAAAACUAAAGAUAACGUCCCGCCUGAUAGAAUAUCGAGUGCAGUGUCCAUUGGUGAAAUUACAUCUGACAGUCUCUAGAGAAACAUCAGUAAUUGUUACUGACUAAUCGUUAUCAUCUUGUCUCUUGAAUUUUCACGCAGUACAGUAUAUUGGUAGAUUCUUCUGGUCGACGACUUGCCUGCUUGAGGCAUUUAUACCAGAUUACUUGACAGGGCUUGAUGAUUCUUGCUUCCUUGGCACUUUCAAUUUCGAAACAUCAAACUAAAAAUAACUGGAGCUUAUUCAUAACAUGUCAUCAUAUGUCUACGAGCUGAAGUAUUCAUUCUGACCACCUCUUUAUGAGGAUUUGUUUAAAAUUCAAACGAUAGAAAUAUAUAUUCAUAAUGUUGAUCGUCAACAUCUUUUUUCUUCAACUUUCAUUGGACAAGUGGAAUAAUCAAAACUUUCGCUAGUAUGCAGAUUGCGGGAGUAUUGUUUCUGCCUUGUGAGCACUUUCACUUUCGAAACAUAAUAAAAAACUGCAGCUUAUUUGAAACGUUCAUUCGGUAUCGAAGAUCCCGAGUGUUAACUCGAAACUCUGUAACGCGGAUAAUGACUGACAGUUUGCUAAUUGAAGUUUUUGCCCGUGUUUUAUUCAGCUUCACACGCGGCGUAACAGAGCAUUACGACCCAGAUGAGCCUGAAGUCGAGACCUUUAGAUGUAACGAUAGCUUAAGCAGUGGUGGUCGAGAGUGGAAUCGUCAGGCCGUCGAUAAACCUAUUUACCAGGAAUAUUCACCGCCAUCGGACGACGAUUAUGAUCUCUUGUCAGCAAGUAAUUCUCGAGUUAGAUAUCGGCUCAUUAACGCGAGCUCACCAGAUGAAGAUGGAGACGAACAGCAAAAUGAAGAUGAUGAAAUGGCUUGGAAGCGAUUCAGACCAUCCGUUCUUCGCACAGUUUGUCAAUCAAUGUACAUCGGCGCAUUGAUUUCACUUCUUUCCGCUGUUCUCCUCGGCCUUUUUUACGUCAUGAUCGCUUAUGUCUCGUACGAAACGACACGCAACUGCCAAUUUCACCCGAAGGAGACAAUCCCAAUUAAAAUACAGUGGAUCAGAACAUUGUCUGACGUGAUAGGUGUUGCCUUUCUUUACAUGUGGUUCUUUGUAGGAAUGCUUUUUCUUUUUCGACCGUAUCAGUUAAAGGGCGUUAAAAGAAAACUCAUUCUUGUUGCUUUUGUCCUUUUCUGUGUGGAAACAGUGUAUCGUGUUGUCUUUCAAGUCUGUGGAAUAUCUCAUUCCAAGCUUUCUGUGACUCAGAAGAUUCCUCUCAACAUUCUAUUUCUAAUUAGCAUAUGUUGGCAAGUUUACCUUCUGACAAAUCACUUCCGGAACCUGUCGAGUAGAACGAGUUUAUUUAUAAAAUUAACGACACCCUACUGCUUUACUUUCUCUCUUGCCAUCUUUAUAACAUCGUUUAUUUAUCCAAUGUACAACAAGCAAACUGAACAUGGAAAACUCCUUAUUGCACUCUUCUCACCUCUCUUUGGAGUUAUCUUUAAGGUAAUCUUACGACAUUGCGCUCAACGCUUCAAGAAAAUUGUUCAUCCGGGAUACUCGUACAUUUUGCUAGUGCCGUUAUAUUUUGGAUUAGCGGUCGGGUUUCGAGUAAUGCAGGCAGAACUUGACAACCUCAAACUCAUCGCUAGAUAUAAUGUUGAGAGGAAUCUUCUGAGUCACAGAAAGCUGGGAAUGAGAUAUUACAAAGACUUGAAGGACAACACGAUACACUGCAUCCACACAGAACAGGACAAAAACAACAAGAAUGAGUUUUCUUUUCACGCCCUUUAA
Messenger RNA from Pocillopora damicornis (cauliflower coral), 3434 nucleotides. RefSeq lists its product as uncharacterized. NCBI's taxonomy places the organism in Eukaryota, Metazoa, Cnidaria, Anthozoa, Scleractinia, Pocilloporidae. The record is from RefSeq and is a predicted model, not a curated record.